AUGAUGACGUCAACAUCUCCGUUGGAAUUCACAAAAGUGAUAGUUGCCUCAUUGGACUACACAAAUGAAGGAUUAACACGUGUUAUUCUUAGAAAGGCAUUGACUUCGACGUCGGAAGCUUCUCGAAAAUGGACAACUCGAUAUUUGGCAGUUCUCGCUUCUUCUGAUCUUCCAAUGUUUUCUGAUUGGGGAAUCCAACUCAUGCUUAGACAGUUGGCAGAUGAAUCCUCAAAAGUUGUUCGUCACACAAUCAGAAUUCUGAAUCGAUGGCUCCCGGAGCAUCCUUCUAGAAACCUGAGAAAAGUGGAAUGGUCUGUGUUCGGAGAAGCUGGGGAUCUUCUGAAGGCUCAUGUUUACGCAAUGGAAUCAGAAUGUGCUUCUGAUGAAGAUGAGGUGAAAGAAGUUGUUAGACUUUGGAUGAGUGAUUUCAAUAAGAAAUAUCUGCAAAUCAUAGAUGAAGAGAUGAAAGAAAUGAUGUUUCAUGUGAAGAGAAGUAUUGAUGGAAGUUUCUCGAGAUCAAGUUCAGACCGUCCGGAUACUUCAGUUGGAGUACAUGCCCCAUUACAUUUGUUUGCAGCUCUUGGAGGUCAUGAGACUGGAAGACGUAUUCUGAUUGAUGAGAAUAUAUGUGAAGACUUGCUUUUGGUGUGUAGAAAUGGGAAAUGUUUUGAAGAAAUUAAGUCUAGUCUUCUCGCAAUUUCAAGUAUUGGAAGUACUGAUGGUGGAUUUGAAAUUCUUCCGAUAGAUGCCGUCCCCACGGUUCUGAAAAUCGCAGAAGAGCACACUGUUCUCACAGUUCGUGGAAUCGCAUUCUGGGCUCUUGCCACGUUUUCUCAGUGUGUAGAAGGCGCAAAACGACUGGCGGCAUUUGGAUGGGAAUCGAAUAGAUUCAGAUAUGCCGUAGAUAUUGCAAGAGGAAAGAUCUCAGAGGAUGAGACAAUGGUAUCUACUCCUGCCGCAGGAACAAUUGCCGGAAGUAUCAGCUCAUCGAUGAGACCUGGGAGAAAAAUCACAAUUCAACAUCAUAGACAUUCUUCUUUAUUCGAUAGCCAAGUAAACAUCAAACAAAGUCGUGCGAAAUCCGAGAGUGCGGUCUCGAGAAGAGGAAAUAGCAAAGGGCGACAGAGGAGUCAAUCAGAAGGAGAUAUUCAGGAGAAAUGCCAGAAAAGAGAGUCGAGAGCUGAGUCGUUCUUCAGUCAGAGAUUAUGGAAUAGUGAGAAGUAUCUGUAUAAAAAUAGUGGAACUUCUGACAGUUCGAGUGUUCCAUACCACAAACGAACUGUCACCAAUUCGAGUUCCGGAUACCACAUUCAAGACGAAUUGACCGUGACAGUGUCUCCUGCAGCAAAUCUGAAUCCUGAUGAGACUGUGGCAAAGUCGGCCGCCACGUCAAGAAUGUCUACGGAUAGACGGAGAGCAAAUACCACCAACUCAUUGUUUGACGAGGAAGAGAUUCCAAAGACUCGAUCGUCAACAGUUGCCAGAUGCAUUCGAGAGGGAUUGAAGAUAACAAGUGAUGAAUUGGAAGCAGAAGGCGUCCUGGCUGAUACUAUUAUGGAACCUCAUUUCUCGUGUCGUCUUCGAGAGAAAUAUCAUUUGGCUCCAUUCAGAGUUAGAGCAUGUCUACAGAUCAAUCGACAUGUGGGUGAUCCUGUUAGAUAUGUUUUUAUGACGAAAGAAGAGGAACGUCACUUCGCUGAAUACCGUCGUCAGGUUCUUCAUGACCCGUGGCUUUACAAUGAACUCAGAAAAGAAGACAAUGCAGUGAAGAAGACAAUCAAUGUGGUCCCCCUCCAAACAGUUGCAUUGCCAACGGAAAUUGAAAUUAUGUGUGGAAAUAUUUUCCCCGCAAAACCAAAAGUUGACCCCAUUUUCUCCUUACAUGAGCAAGACGAUUCAGCAGGAGUAGAGGACAGAGGAGCAAGAACUGGACAUGCGAGAAGUGGAAUUCACAUUCAACCCCAUUCUGCUUAUCGGUGUUUUCAUUGUAGCAGUAAUGAGGACUCAGUGAGAGCAUACCCACAUCCGGAUGCUCCAAUGCUUCGAAAAGAGGUUCUGGGUCAAGUGGAUAUGCUGGAAAUUAAGGAGUAUCCAGCGAAAAGACUGAUUGGACUCCGACAACACCACCCAUGGCUUUUCGAAUGGCCGUGUAUGUAUGCAGAUGUUCUGGAACUGCUUGACGAGUAUCGUUUCAAACCACACUCGAGAGCUUUUCUCCAACAAAUUUUCUACGACGCUCUUCAAUUAUAA
Messenger RNA from Caenorhabditis remanei, 2250 nucleotides. RefSeq lists its product as uncharacterized. Gene Ontology annotation, biological process: TORC2 signaling; positive regulation of phosphatidylinositol 3-kinase/protein kinase B signal transduction. The coding region runs from base 1 to 2250 and encodes 749 amino acids. The transcript is spliced from 6 exons. Gene Ontology annotation, molecular function: protein serine/threonine kinase activator activity. Lineage: Eukaryota; Metazoa; Nematoda; Chromadorea; Rhabditida; Rhabditidae. Gene Ontology annotation, cellular component: TORC2 complex. The record is from RefSeq and is a predicted model, not a curated record.